UUGGAGACAGUACUAUAACAAUGAAGAAAGGCGUUAGUUUCCUGGUAACCGUGGCCUUCAUGGCAUUGGCUUCCUUUCUUGCCUCUGCCUAUGAUCCAAGCCCACUGGAAGACACCUGUGUUGCCGUUGAUGAGCCCAAUAAUGCUGUAUUUGUAAAUGGGAAGUUCUGCAAGAACCCAAACCUGACCGUGGCCGAGGAUUUCUUGUAUCAAGGGCUGAAUAUUCCAGGAAACACAUCAAAUUAUGUGGGCUCAAUUGUCAAUCUUAUAAAUGUUGAUCAAUUACCAGGAGAAAACACUCUUGGGGUGGCAGUGGCUCGUAUCGAUUAUGAACCUAAUGGUCAAAACCCUCCUCACUUUCACCCUCGUGCCAGUGAGAUCUUCACUGUCUUGGAGGGAACACUCUUUGUUGGCUUUAUCACAUCCAACCCUGAACACCGCUUCAUUAGCAAAGUCCUGAACAAGGGGGAUGUUUUUGUGUUCCCUUUCAGUCUCAUUCACUUCCAAGUCAACAUUGGGCACACUAAUGCAGUAGCCCUUGCCGUUUUUAACAGCCAAAAUCCAGGUGUAAUCACCAUAGCCAGUUCAAUAUUUGGAUCAAAUCCACCCAUCAAUCCUGAUUUCCUGGCAAGGGCCUUCCAGUUGGACAAGAGGGUGGUUGAAUACCUUCAAGCACGAUUCUAGUGGGGAAAUAUAGAAAAAGAAUAAGCUGUCAACCUUUGAUUUCCUUGCUUGAAUGACGAUUCAUGAUGUUCAAUUCCCUCAUUGUAACAAACAUGGUAUAAUAAGAGGGUCUGGUUGUAACUCUUCUAGUGUGGACUUUGGGCAUAUUACUACAAUAAAGCAGUCUGCAGUCUGUUUGUUAAGCA
Molecule: messenger RNA, 868 nt
Organism: Vitis riparia (riverbank grape)
Lineage: Eukaryota; Viridiplantae; Streptophyta; Magnoliopsida; Vitales; Vitaceae
Product: germin-like protein subfamily 1 member 15
Exons: 2
Coding region: 21-683 (220 amino acids)
Cellular component (GO): cell wall
Molecular function (GO): manganese ion binding
Source: RefSeq, a predicted model, not a curated record